This is a messenger RNA of Bufo bufo (common toad), 2951 nucleotides long. It is a transcript of the gene SH3PXD2B, whose product is annotated as SH3 and PX domains 2B. Gene Ontology annotation, biological process: superoxide anion generation. Bases 156 to 2819 code for a protein of 887 amino acids. Lineage: Eukaryota; Metazoa; Chordata; Amphibia; Anura; Bufonidae. The transcript is spliced from 13 exons. Gene Ontology annotation, molecular function: phosphatidylinositol binding; protein binding; superoxide-generating NADPH oxidase activator activity. The record is from RefSeq and is a predicted model, not a curated record.
UCCUCCUCACACAGAGGGGAGGGAAGAAGCGCUGAGGGAAGAAAGACGGGCUGGCCGCUGAUCCUGGCAACGGGACCGCUUUCUCCCAGCUCGUCGUGAAGAGUCAGGAGCCCACCGCCAGCUCACCUCUGCCCUGUCCGCUGCCCGGCUCAGCCAUGCCCAGGAAAAGCAUCGUGCAAGUCAGCGUGCAGAACGUGCAGAAGAGGCGCAGCCCCAACAAGCACUAUGUAUAUAUUAUUAAUGUCACCUGGUCAAAUGGUACCACAGAGGUCAUCUAUCGAAGAUACAGCAAGUUCUUUGACUUACAGAUGCAAAUACUGGACAAGUUUCCAGUGGAAGGUGGGCAGAAGGAUCCCAAACAAAGGAUUAUCCCAUUCUUACCAGGCAAAAUCUUGUUUCGGCGAAGUCACAUUCGUGAUGUUGCAGUUCGGCGCCUGAUUCCUAUCGAUGAGUAUUGUAAGGCCCUCAUUAGAAUGCCCCCCUACAUCUCCCAGUGUGACGAAGUCCUCAGUUUCUUUGAAGCCAGGAUGGAGGACUAUAACCCACCUAAGGAAGAGCCUAUUGGGAAGAGGAAACUUGGCGGAGAUUCUUCAUCGGCUGACCCCUUAGUCUUGGAUCAGUAUGUGGUGGUUGCUGCAUAUGACAAACAGGAGAGCACAGAAAUCACUCUGCGUGUUGGUCAAGUGGUCGACAUCAUUGAGAAAAACGAGUCUGGCUGGUGGUUUGUCGGUACUGCAGAUGAACAAGGAUGGGUCCCUGCAACUUGCUUAGAGACUCAAGAUGGGGGACAGGAGGACUUUACAAUUCAACCAGAAGAAGAAGAGAAAUACAGCGUUAUCUAUCCAUACACUGCAAGAGAUCAAGAUGAAAUCACUCUGGAUAAAGGAGUCAUAGUAGAGGUCAUGCAAAAGAAUCUUGAGGGAUGGUGGAAAAUUAGAUAUAAAGGUGCAGAGGGCUGGGCCCCAGCAUCCUACCUGAAGAAAAUUAGUGGAGAUUUACUAUCACAAAAGCUAGCCUCAGGGUCCAGUGCCAAUUCCAGUGCUCUAGAUUUGGAUGGAAUCUCCAGGCAGCAGAACUAUGCUGGUCGGGAUAAGGAAGCUCCAAGUCGCCAACUUCCAUUCACAGAUUUUAAACGAAAAUCCCCCAUAAUGAGACAGAGACCACCUCCUCGCCGGGACCUUACCAUUCCACGGGGACUAAAUCUUCCUAAACCUCCUACUCCCCCUCAUGUUGAAGAAGAGUUUUACACUAUUGCAGACUUCCAGACUAUUAUUCCUGACGGGAUCAGUUUCCAGGCAGGACUAAAAGUUGAGGUAAUAGAGAAGAACCAUAGUGGCUGGUGGUACAUUCAGAUUGAUGAUAAGGAGGGCUGGGCCCCCGCUACCUUUAUUGACAAGUAUAAGAAAACAAGCAGUGCAUCGAGGCCUAACUUUCUGGCUCCAUUACCUAAUGAGAUGGCACAGCUUUGCUUGGCAAAUACUUCAGUAGAGAGUAGUUCUUUGGAAGAAACAUCUGGGCCUUGUAGACCUCUGCCUGAGCCUCCACAAAAUGGCACAGAAUCUGUGCCAAAGUGGAAAAACAAAGAAGAAGGCUUCAAAAGUACUCAAGUGAAUGGUAAAGAACAAAUAUUCAACAGUGUAUAUGAUGAAGCUGCUAAUGAUGAAGGGGAGGAGAAGCCAAGUUUACCUCCAAGAAGGGAAUCAAUGCUGAAGACAGAAGAUGUUUCUGAAAGACCGAGCAUGCCACAGCUUCGUGUUCCUCCUCCGAAACCAUCACCAAGCUUGAUGCCUUCUGGGCCACAGAGACAGUUACCCCCUAAAGACAUCAAGAAACCAGAAAUAAAAAGUGACAAAGGAAAAAUGUUUCAGCUAAAAAAUGAAAUGGGGCUGGAAUGUGGCCACAAAGUAUCACCCAAAGAGCUGAAAAAGCCCAUGCUGAAGCCUGUCCCUAACAAACCAAAGCCUGACCAGUCUAUAGAGAAGGCAGACGUGAUGGUCCCAAACCCCUUUUUGAAGUCCAAACCACAAGUGAGACCCAAGCCAAUCACUGCAGCUAAAACCGAAAUUAACACAGAAAAUAAGGUUGAUAUCUCAAACUUGAGAAGUAGACUUAAACCUGCUUCAAAGUCUGUAGAGAAAGCAAAUGAGCAGGAGUCUUUUGUAAACAGUGGAGCAAAUGAUAGUGCAAUGUAUACUGCACCUUAUCAAGGGGCUGCUGGCAGACCUCUUGAAAAAACAGAUUGGAGACAUCAGUACAAACAGGAUGAUGAAAUACCUAGAGAGCCACCAUCUAAAGCGUUGCCAGUGCCUAUGAGGACUGCAGACAGUGAACCAAAGCCUGGAAGAGAUCCACCCCAGAGGCCUGUAAUACCACCAAGAAGACCCCCUCCUCCUAAGAAAUUGUCCACUGAAACCAGUGAAGGGAAGGCAACACCACAAAAAGAAGGCUCUGAUUCAGUACCUACUCCCCUAUCAAACAAGCCAAUACUGGUCCCACCAAAAUCAAAGCCAUUCAUCCCUUCAUCCAGUAUGGAAGAUACCAAAGUAAGAAAUAGCUUUGUCCCAAAGACGCAGGCACCAAGGCAGGUAGAUAAGUCAGACAUCAAAGAAAGGUCAUUACCUUGUGAGAUACCCAAAGAUUGCUGUUAUAUAGCCGUUGCCGAUUUUGAUGGUGACGAAGAAACAGGCAGCUUUAAAGAAGGGACAGUAUUUGAGGUUCAGGAGAAGAGCUCAAGUGGCUGGUGGUUCUGUAGGAUUAUUAAUGAAGGCCCAGUUUGGGAGGGCUGGAUACCUUCCAAUUAUCUUAGAAAGAAGCCAUAAUAGCUUGCAUUGUUUACUCAUUGCCAUAGUCUCCUAAUUUCAGGUCUAUUUAAUUAGUCCAUUAAUUUAUCGUUUUUACAUGAAGCCUAAUUUUUUUUUUAAUACAUUCCAUUUUUUUAUUCACUUCUUUUU